This is a messenger RNA of Trichoderma asperellum CBS 433.97, 1281 nucleotides long. RefSeq lists its product as uncharacterized. NCBI's taxonomy places the organism in Eukaryota, Fungi, Ascomycota, Sordariomycetes, Hypocreales, Hypocreaceae. The record is from RefSeq and is a predicted model, not a curated record. Gene Ontology annotation, molecular function: protein binding.
AUGUCGCUUCCUGAGGAGAUUGUCGAGCUCAUCUGUCAGCAGCUCACGAUCCGUGACUCUCUGACUUUGUCUUUUGUUUGCCGAGCAUCGAAAGCCCUCAAUCGUAUUGUGACGCCUGUUCUAUAUUCUCGUUUUAACCCGUGGGGAAAGAUGAAGAAGCUUGCCGAUUUCCUCAGGUCUAUUAGUCUACGACCUGAACUUGGUGGAUAUGUGCAGGAAAUCAUUUUUAGCGGAUCCUUAUUCUGGUUUGAGCUUACAGAAGACCAUCUCACCGUCUUUGCGGAUGUGGCGACUAGAUUGGGCAUAGACCUCGAAGAUUGGAUGAAGGAAUAUCCAUACGAGGCCGUGACGCAGCUCGUCAUCGCGCAGACACCCAAUGUGAAGAUCAUGGAUGUUGUUGUGGACGAGGCUUAUGCCGAGGCUGGCGCCGGGGCUUUCAGACUGCUAGAGAAAUUGGCUGCUCAAACUCCAAGAUGGGUAUCUUUGCCUCAGCUACACCAGCUUACAGUGGGCCAUGAGGAGCCCAGGAGAAUUUCUCUGGGAUACUUUGGGGGGAUUAUUGAGCUUGCACCUCACAUACAAGAGCUCACUAUAAGCCCUUGCUACGGCCUCUAUUGUGAUGAAGAGCCUAAGAAUGACCGAUUCUCUCUCAACAAUGUGACAAACCUAAAGCUUGAUGGUGGUCACAUAUCCAAGUCUCAGUUAGAAUCGAUAGUCCGUCUUUGUAGACGGUUAGAGAUUUUUGAGUUGAGGCACAACACUAUGUAUGCUGGCCUUCCGGAAGUUAUUGUGACGCCUAGGGAGGUGAUUGAAAUACUGGCGCUACAUAAACAUACCCUUCGCUCUAUCUCAGUUGACCUAGGAUACCGAGAACGCCGGACGCCGGACGACCUUAGUUUCACCGGCAUCUGCGCAGAUGGUCAUCAAAUUCUUUCUCUUAAAGAAUUUUCGCGGCUUGAAACAUUUAAGAUUGAUGGAACCUCAGUCCUAUUUCCGGCAAUUACAAAGUCAGACUAUCACACGAAUGUUCUCGUCAAUUUAUUGCCCAAAUCUAUCCGCCAGUUUCAGCUCAUAAACGCGCAGUACGAGGCUGUUGCUAAUAUGAUCUGUCUAGUUGAAUCGAUUACCGAGUUUCCCUUACUUAAAGAAGUGACUCUGACGGGAAAUGUAGCAGGUGGGCCCCUAGGUGAAGACAUGGUGGAAUUUGAUAAGCAUGAGCUUGACACCCUUUACGCAAUGCUGGAAAGGAAUGGAAUAAUGAUUGGAAAGAAAUCAAGAUAA